AUGGCGCUACCCCUCCCUGACGUCAAGUCUGUCGUGGACUGUGCUUCCUUCAGCCACACUGUCCUACCCUUCUUGUCGCAAAUCACGGCGCUUCCCGAGCGACUGCAGCUUGCAGCCGCAGCCAAGGAUGUGAACAUCCUGAAGGACAUUUACCUCUCCACGAAUCCCUUCAUCUCGGCCCUCUUCUUGAGUCUAGCUCUAUCAGUUCUGUUUGUCAUCGCUUCGGAGAUCAACAGGAACUACUCCCAAGUUGAUCGGCUCUGGAGUAUCCUGCCGUCCAUCUACAAUGUGCACUUCGCUCUUUGGGCCCGCUUGUCGGGCCUCCAGACUCAGAGCUUGGAUACUAUCGCGGCUAUCACCUUGAUUUGGAGCGCCCGCUUGACGUUCAACUACUGGCGCCGUGGUGGCUACUCAAUCGGCUCGGAAGACUACCGUUGGCAGAUCGUACGCUCCAAGGUCAACAACCGCUUUGUCUUCUUCAUUUUCAACAUCGUCUUCAUCAGCCUGACGCAGUCCUUGCUCCUGCUUUUGAUCACCGCCCCGACCUACAACUUCCUCCUUCUCUCCCGUCUGUCGGACCACAAGUCCUUCGAGGUUCCGGACCUUGUCUUCUCCCGGGUGGCCUUCUUCUUCAUUAUCAUCGAGUACUUCGCCGAUCAGCAGCAAUGGAACUUCCAGUCUGCCAAGCACAACUACCAGCAGACUGCUCGCAUCCCUGACCAGUACAAGGGCCGGUAUGAGCCCGAGGAUCUGGAGCGCGGGUUCGUCGUCAGUGGUCUCUGGUCCCUGUCUCGUCACCCGAAUUUCCUCUGUGAGCAGGCCAUCUGGCUCACUCUGUACCUCUGGAACUGCUACCGCACUGAAUCCUACGUCCAGUGGACCGGCAUUGGUGUCUUGGGCCUUCUGCUCAUCUUCCAGGGUAGCGUUCGUCUCACCGAAUCGAUCAGCGCCGGCAAGUACCCUGAGUACAAGGAAUACCAGGCUCGCGUGGGACGCUUCAUUCCCCGUUUCUCGGUCAAGCCCAAGUACAAGAGCAGCAAGAAGAAGGCUCGCAAGGCUGUCACUGAGCAGCCCGAGAGCGAGCAGACUCACGAGGCGGACAAGAAGAGCCAGUGA
Molecule: messenger RNA, 1116 nt
Organism: Aspergillus tubingensis
Lineage: Eukaryota; Fungi; Ascomycota; Eurotiomycetes; Eurotiales; Aspergillaceae
Product: DUF1295 domain protein
Exons: 2
Coding region: 1-1116 (371 amino acids)
Cellular component (GO): membrane
Source: RefSeq, a predicted model, not a curated record